AUGGUGCUCCUUGCACAGGGAGUGGAUCUCUCCAGGAGAGCUUUGAGGGAAUUGGAAUGGAGGUCUCUGAGCAAGAUGGAAGCUCAGAAUUUGCAUGAAUGUGCGAUGGUUCUUCCCAUUUCUGUCCCAAUGAAUAUUUUACUAUGGAAUUUUGGUGGAGAGAGGGCAAAGGAUAUAACUGAUAGGCUUCCUUUUGAUAGAGCCUUACAUGCUGAUACUAUUGGCUACUCGGGUGGUAUUUGGGUGCUCUGGAAUUUUGAUGUAGUUGAAGUAACGCAAUUAAUGAAAAUUGAACAGGAAAUUCACAUGGUGGUUAAGGUACGUGCUCUAAAUUCUUCCUGGAUACUUUCAGCCAUUUAUGCUUGUCCUAGAUUAGAGGAAAGGAAAUUGUUGUGGAAAAAUUUAGCCUCUAUUGCCCCUAUGCACAAAUUACCCUGGCUGAUGUUGGGUGAUUUUAAUGAGAUGCUAGCUAGUGGUGACAAACUGGGAGGGAAUCCUCUUAAUCCUAAGAGAGUUCAAAUGUUUAAGGACUGUUUGGACUCUUGUGGUAUGGUGGAUUUGGGCUUUCAUGGGCCUAGAUUCACUUGGGUCAAUAGAAAGGAGGUAGGGCACUUCAUUCAAGAGAGAUUGGAUAGAAGGUUUGCAAAUGCUGAGUGGAGAGGGAUGUAUCCAGAGGCGGCAAUUCACCACCUGGCCCGCACACAUUCUAACCACUGUCUAGUGUUGCUUAAAAUGGAUGAUCAUGGCCCGUCAUGUUUAAGCAGGCCAUUUCAGUUCCAACCCAUGUGGAUGUCUCACCUAUGGUUCCCGGAAGUUGUUGCUGACUCUUGGAUUGAAGAUGGACCCCUGAAAUUAAAUGUUGAGAAGCUCACAGCUGAUGGUGAUAGAAACACGAGCUUCUUCCAUACCUCGACCUUGAUUCGAAGGAGAAGGAAUAGAAUCCUUUGCCUUAAGGAUAGCCUUGGGAAUUGGGUUCAGGGUGAGAGAGAAAUCGCUAAGCAGAUUAGAAGCGGUUUUAUUAAGCUCUUCACAACUAGUGUUACUAGUGUCCCUAGUAGGAGGUGGAGCUUGAGCAUUUGGCCUAGUUUUCUCAGGAGUGAAGAUGCUAGCACCACAUGUGCAAAUCUAACCAAACUUGAAGUUAAGGAGGGAUUGGGGAGUCUUAAGCUGCUCAAAGCUCCAAGUCCUGAAGGGAUUCAUGCAGGGUUUUUCCAAGUUUAUUGGCAGCAAGUUGGUACUUCAGUGGUAAAUGAAGUGUUUAAGGUGUUUCAUAGCUCCACCAUGCCCCCUCACCUUAACGAGACCCUUAUCACUCUCAUCCCAAAGCAUCCAGGGGCUGAUUGUCUGGCCUCCUUUAGACCUAUAAGCCUAUGUAACACUGUGUACAAAGUAGGAAGAAUGGGUUUGGAUAAUAUGAUCAUCGCACAAGAGCUUAUUCAUACAAUGACGCUCAAAAAAGGGAAGACGGGUUUAUGGCCAUCAAAAUAG
Messenger RNA from Quercus lobata, 1488 nucleotides. RefSeq lists its product as uncharacterized. The transcript is spliced from 3 exons. The record is from RefSeq and is a predicted model, not a curated record. Lineage: Eukaryota; Viridiplantae; Streptophyta; Magnoliopsida; Fagales; Fagaceae. The coding region runs from base 1 to 1488 and encodes 495 amino acids. Gene Ontology annotation, molecular function: catalytic activity.